AUGUCGCAUUGCAUGUACUUUAUUGGGUGGUCGGAGUUCCACGGGGAUGACCGUCCUGAAGUGUCACAUUUUAACAGGAACAGUGGAACACUCAAGUUAAAUAUCUUAUUUGGCAAUUGCCAAAUAAAGAGCUAUAGAAUGAGCACCGACGAGAAGAGGAAGAGAAACACAUUUAUCGACGUACAAAUUAAAGCACUAGAUGACAUCGUUGCCGUGAAUUCACUCUUCACGAUCGCCGUAUUCGUGGGGUUAUCACUGGCAUCUUCAAACGAACACAACCUGGGAGGUCGGAAGGAGUGUGAUGCCAAUCCCGGGACGGAACAAAGGCUUGUCCUCUACGAGGUGGUCUCAUUCGCAUUCUUCCUCCUAUCAAGUCUCGCCGCCACGACUUGCAAAGUCGUCCUCAACACAAGAAACCUAUUAGAUAGCGAAUUCGGGCUUUUCAAGCACAACCGGGACAUAUUGGUGUCGGUGGCAGGGAUCGCGUCGUUUGUUGGAAUUGUUCUUCUGACGCUUUCGAUGGUUAACGUCGUGGAGAUCAAGAUUGGGAAGCUGUCUUGUGGGAACGUUUAUGCUAUCCAAUCUGUGGCCAUAUUUUACUCAUGUGUCGUGUAA
Messenger RNA from Tripterygium wilfordii, 615 nucleotides. RefSeq lists its product as uncharacterized. The record is from RefSeq and is a predicted model, not a curated record. The coding region runs from base 1 to 615 and encodes 204 amino acids. The transcript is spliced from 4 exons. Lineage: Eukaryota; Viridiplantae; Streptophyta; Magnoliopsida; Celastrales; Celastraceae.